Cryptomeria japonica (Japanese cedar) is the source of this 1788-nucleotide messenger RNA. RefSeq lists its product as uncharacterized. The transcript is spliced from 7 exons. The record is from RefSeq and is a predicted model, not a curated record. Gene Ontology annotation, molecular function: nucleotide binding. The coding region runs from base 209 to 1315 and encodes 368 amino acids. NCBI's taxonomy places the organism in Eukaryota, Viridiplantae, Streptophyta, Pinopsida, Cupressales, Cupressaceae.
GCUGCAUGGCAAGCAAUACCUAAGCGAUAUCCAAAACGUUUCAAUAUAAAGAAAAAUUCAAACAGGUUUUGGAAUAUUUCCACAUAUUCUUAUGGUCAGGGAACACAUUCAUUGAGUAGCAAUGAACGUGGACAUAUCCCUUCACCAUAAAUUUGCACUUAGUCAUUGAAAAUAUUGGAGUUUUUUCCUGGUUAGUUGAAAGACAAACAUGGAGAGAAUGAAGAGAUAUGGAAUAAUAGGAGUGGGAAUGAUGGGCAGAGAACACAUGCUAAACUUGGCACAGUUGGAUGGAGCAUCGGUUGUCGGUAUUGCUGAUCCUCAUUUGCCAUCCCAACAAGCUGCCAUAAGCAUAGCUUCUGCAAAUAAUUGGCCUCUCAAGGUAUUUUCGAGUCACUAUGAACUUCUGGACAGUGAGUUAUGUGACAUACUGGUGGUUUCAACACCCAAUAUGACACAUUAUGAAAUACUCAUGGACAUUCUAAGACACCCAAAGCCUCAUCACAUUCUUGUAGAAAAGCCUCUGUGCACUAAGGUGGAGCAUUGCAAAAAUGUCAUAAUAGCAGCCAUGGAAAGGCCAGAUAUACUAGUACAAGUUGGAUUGGAAUAUAGGUACAUGCCGCCUGUAGCUAAGUUGAUCAAGGAAGUCCAAAGUGGGGUGCUUGGGCGAGUUUGGAUGGUUGCAAUCAGAGAGCAUCGAUUUCCUUUUCUUGUCAAGGUUCACAAUUGGAACAGGUUCAAUGUAAAUACAGGGGGCACCUUAGUAGAGAAGUGCUGCCACUUCUUUGACCUUAUGAAUCUGAUUAUUGCAGCAAAUCCUGUACGAGUAAUGGCCUCUGGUUCACAUGAUGUUAAUCAUAAGGAUGAAGAAUAUGAUGGCAAGGUUCCAGAUAUUCUCGACAAUGCAUAUGUAAUAGUCGAAUACGACAAUGGAUCCCGUGCAAUGCUUGACCUUUGUAUGUUUGCUGAGGGUGGUAAAAAUGAACAGGAGAUUUGUGCAGUCGGUGACAUUGGGAAGGCUGAGGCUUUUGUGCCAGAGAGUAUUGUGCGUAUUGGUACCCGGAAUGGUGGACGAGCAGGAAUCAAAACUAUGGAGGUCCAUGACGACAGAGUAAAGUACAUGGGACUUCAUCAUGGUUCCAGUUAUUUGGAACACCUUGAAUUUCUAGCUGCUGUUAGGAAAAAAGGCAACAAAGUAUCUACUCUCAGCUUGCAAGAAGGUCUGCUAUCUGUAGCUAUUGGUGUGGCGGCUCAGCUAUCCAUCGAAACAGGCAGAUUUGUCACAAUAAAGGAAAUUCUUGAAGAAAAAGGCCAUUGAUUUCUUCUGAAGAAGUGCAUCUUAUAUUACAGCAUGUAACAAAUGAAUAAGGAAAACCUGUCCUUUCGAAACCACUCAAUAUUAGCUUGCGUAAUAAAAGCCAGGCAUUGUUUAAAAAAUACAACUUCACUAAAAUAAGUGUAUAGGAUAAUACCGAAAGGUACUUGUCUGAAAGGUCACAAUUCCUGAUAUUGAUUAGGGAGAUCUUCCUGAAAAGUAGCUUUGCAUCAAAGGGAAUUAAUCACUCUCAACAGAAUUGUAUGCCACCAUCCAAGAAUCCCCUAGAAGAGGCCCUAAACAAGAGAACAGGCCAGUAAAGAGAAAAUUGAACAAAGCUUAUAACCAUUCCCAAAACGCUCUAGCUGGCUAAUACUUCUAGGAGAUAUGAAGAGGCACUGCUAGAACAUUUAUGAUAUUCUCUGUCUUGCUUCAUUAUGGUUAAAUAUAAAAAUCAAUCAUUUUAAUCCCAGCAA